Dictyostelium discoideum AX4 is the source of this 990-nucleotide messenger RNA. RefSeq lists its product as hypothetical. The record is from RefSeq and is a predicted model, not a curated record. The transcript is spliced from 2 exons. NCBI's taxonomy places the organism in Eukaryota, Evosea, Eumycetozoa, Dictyosteliales, Dictyosteliaceae. The coding region runs from base 1 to 990 and encodes 329 amino acids.
AUGUAUUUUGAAAAUUGUAAUUCAAAUCAUGAUGAAUUCUAUUCAAUUAAUGAACCUAGAAGAAAUCAAUUAUUUAAGAAUUCAAUUAAGUUUGGAAAUUUUCAAUUAUUUAAAGUAAUGUUUAAAUUAAUAAAUUGUUUAUUUGAUUUUUAUGAACCCGUUUCAAAUGAUGGAUUUAAACUAAUGUUAUUUCAAUUUGAAAAUAAUUUAAAUUAUAAAAUCGAAUUUAUUAAACAAGUUUGCCAAUUGGUUAAAAAUAAUUCAAAUUAUUUAAAUUUUAUAUUUAAUCAAGUUUUAUUGUAUGAUGAUUUAGAGUUAAUAGAAUUAGGAUAUAACCAAUUAGAUAAGCCAAUGUUAAAAAUUGAAUUUAUAAAUCAAGAUAAUUAUAGAGAAAGUACUAAUAGUAAUAAAAAAGAAUGUGAAGCUGAAUUUUAUUUUAUUAGGUCAGAAGGAGUGUUGGAAUUUAUUUUUAAAAAUUAUUUAAAAAAUUGUAAUAAAAUAUUACCAAUUACCAAUUUCAUUUAUAAUGGCAGAUUAGAUUUAGUUGAAAAGUAUAAAUCAUUAUUAUUAUCAUCAUCAUCAUCACAAGAAAUAUCAUAUAUUGAACCAUCAUUUAAAUUAGAUCCACCAAUUUGUUAUUCUCAUAGACUUUAUUCAAUUACUAUUGCAAUGGAAGCAAUGAUUGGUUUUAUAAAUUCACCAUCACUUUCAAAUGGUUGUGGUGAUAGUGAUGAUGGCGUAAUUUUUAAAAAUGAACAUUUCUUUGGUUUAAAUAAUUUAAAAUUAAUUUCUGAUUUUAUUUAUUUAAUUAAUCAUAAAUUUACAAAUCAAAAAGGACCAUUCUAUUUUAGUUUUUAUGGUCACCCAAGACUAAAAUUUUAUAUUAAAAUUUUAAUUGCAAGAUGGAUAUAUUUUAAUAAACCAAAUCAUUUUGAAAGAUUUGGAUUUAAUAUUUUAGAUUUAUUAAUUAAAAAAAAUAAAAUUUUAUAA